Messenger RNA from Ustilago hordei, 495 nucleotides. RefSeq lists its product as uncharacterized. NCBI's taxonomy places the organism in Eukaryota, Fungi, Basidiomycota, Ustilaginomycetes, Ustilaginales, Ustilaginaceae. Gene Ontology annotation, biological process: mitochondrial electron transport, NADH to ubiquinone. The transcript has 2 exons. The record is from RefSeq and is a predicted model, not a curated record. Bases 1 to 495 code for a protein of 164 amino acids.
AUGUUCGCCGCUCGUCAGGCUUCUAGCUCGGCCUCGGCCACUCGCCGUGCUCUCUCCACAUCAGCAGUCGCUCGUGCGGCUAACGGCUUCUUCCAGCGACCAGCCAACGCUCCCACUUUGUCCAACUCACCCACCGUGCCUCAGCCCAAGCCUGUUCGACCUGUCGCUCAGCCCCAUACACCAGCCCAUGUCCCUGCUGAACAGUCGCCCAACUUCCCAACAACAUGGUCAGAGUCUCAAAACCCUCGCCAGAACGCGAUGAAAGGCCCUCGUUUCGAGCAGCUCGACAUGCGUUUCCAGCCCCAACCACUUGCUGCCAUCGAGAUGAUCCAGAGAGAGCCCAUCCGUCUCUCCAGCAAGCGUAUUGCAGCAUGCGAUGGUGAUGGAGGACCUCUUGGACACCCUAGGGUCUUCAUCAACCUCGACAAGCCAGGAGCUAAGCCCUGCCCAUACUGUGGUAUCCGAUUCGAGCUCGACCAUUCCGCCCACCACUAA